Molecule: messenger RNA, 1491 nt
Organism: Peniophora sp. CBMAI 1063
Lineage: Eukaryota; Fungi; Basidiomycota; Agaricomycetes; Russulales; Peniophoraceae
Source: the annotation of a GenBank genome assembly
AUGGGUGCCGCCUCUUCCAAGCCGCAAGCUCCCGCGAUGAGCCAGGUCUCCGUCAAGCGCGAGAGCAUCGACGAGAAGACUGGUAUCACGUCGCAGGUGCCGCUGGCCGCGCCUUUGUCUGCCGACGGCACUAUCUCGCUGGCGAGCCUCUCGGACUGGGAGGAUGCGGCCAAGAGUUCCGCGAAGACGCAGCUCGCUCGCACUGUCUUCUCACAGACGAACAUUAACACGCUCUUGAAGCGCGAGGUCAAGAUUGCGGACUACCAUGUCUUCAACACGGAGUUGCCCUUCAAGACCUCCCCGAUCACCUCCCAGAAGAGCAGUGGGCGCUGCUGGAUCUUUGCGACGACCAACGUUCUCCGCUACGACAUCAUGAAGAAGCUCAAUCUCUCGGACUUCCAGUGCUCGCAGAACUACCUCUUCUUCUGGGACAAGCUGAACAAGGCAAACUACUACCUGGAGCUCUCGAUCCAGGAGGCUGACCGCCCGCUUGAUGACCGCCUUAUCAAUCAUCUCGCCGGCGAUCUGAUCAGCGAUGGUGGACAGUGGGACAUGAUUGUGAACUUACUCGAGACCUACGGCGUGGUCCCCCAGCCCGUGUACCCCGAGUCCCUUCAUUCAUCUCUUUCCGGACCCAUCAACUCGCUCCUCAAGACGCGUCUUCGCGAGCACGCGCUCAUCCUGCGUGACCUAACGCACUCACUUCGCGCACAGGGUGUCAGCGCCGCAUCUGCACAGGCAACCCUUCGCGCGAAGAAGGAGGAGCUUUUGUCGGAGGUGUACAAUGUCAUGACGGCUACCCUCGGAGUCCCGCCGUUGCCUGACUCGACCUUCACGUGGGACUACUAUGACAAGGACGGCAAGCCGCACACAUGGGAGGGCACGCCUAAGCAGUUCUACAAGGACUUCACGAGCAAGACGUACCCUGUAGCGGACUCGUUCUCGCUUAUCAACGACCCGCGCAACGAGUACAAGAAGCUCUACACUGUUGACAAGCUCGGCAACGUCUGGGGCGGCCGCCCUGUCCUCUACGUCAACACUGAGGCUGAAGACCUGAAGGCUGCAGUUGUUAAGUCAAUCAAGGCCGGCAUUCCUGUCUUCUUCGGCUGCGACGUUGGUCAAUCGUCUGACCGCAACCUCGGCAUCAUGGACGCCGAUAUCAAUGCGUACGAGAACGCAUUCGAUAUCAGCCUGACUCUCUCCAAGGCGGACCGCAUCCGCACGAACGAGUCGGCCAUGACCCACGCGAUGGUGAUCACGGCUGUUCACCUUGACGCUGCCGGAAAGCCGGUGCGCUACAAGGUCGAGAACUCAUGGGGUGACGCUGUUGGCGACAAAGGCUACUUCGUCAUGAGUGACAAGUGGUUCGAGGAGUACGUGUACCAGGUCGUUGUGCCCAAGGCUCUCGCGGCGAAGGAGCUAGUCAAGGUAUUUGAGAGCGAUGAGAAGAUUGUUCUCCCUGCUUGGGACCCUAUGGGAGCGCUUGCUUGA